This is a messenger RNA of Ixodes scapularis (black-legged tick), 744 nucleotides long. RefSeq lists its product as uncharacterized. The transcript has a single exon. The record is from RefSeq and is a predicted model, not a curated record. NCBI's taxonomy places the organism in Eukaryota, Metazoa, Arthropoda, Arachnida, Ixodida, Ixodidae. The annotation marks the transcript as partial.
AUUGUUCUAUCUAAAUUAAAAUGUUGGUGCGAAAUUAACUCCCUCCAUAUAAAUACUAAUAAGAGCAAGGCUGUAAUAUUUCAACUACAUUCUAGAACUCAAACAAAUUUAUUCCUUCUUUUCAAAUAUGGUUCUGAUAUUAUUCAUUGUGUUGAAAAUGUCAAAACUCUGGGUGUAUUUUUUUCCUUUAACAUGUCCUGGUCUGAACAUGUUAAAUAUAUUCGUACUAAACUUUCAAAAAUAGUUGGAGUAAUAAACAAAUAUAGAAACAUUUUACCUACCAAUAUCAAACUUCAAAUUUUUAAAUCAUUAUUUUUCCCCGUCUUAGGAUACGCGCAUCUGAUAUGGGGAUCCACUGGUUUAACCAACUUAAAUUUGUUCCGCGUGCUGCAGAAAAAAGCUCUUCGUGCAAUAGCCAAUGUUCCUACGACCUCACCAUCAUUGCCUCUCUUUGAUAAAUUUUCCAUAACCGACGUGUCAAAACUUUACAGUCAACGCUUAAUAUUAACGUACCAAUCGGCCCUAAAAGGUAAAUCCGAAACAUUUCUGAACCUCGCUGACCUUCAUUCGCAAAUUCCAAUUUAUCAAACCCGUCAAAUACAUCCAUGGCAAAUACCAAGAUCACGUACGAACUUUGGACAUCAAAGAAUUAAACAUGCACUUCCUCACUUACUAAAUCAUGUCGCAUCGCUAGAAAUUGAUAUCACUUCACUUAAUAAAAAUAGCAUCGUUAACAUUGUAUAA